CGCAGUGAAAUGAACAAUUAAAGAAUAUCUGAACUGAUGGAUGAUUAUCAACCUCUGAGUGAUUCUUGUCAAUAUCUGUCACCAUUAACCAACCUCAUAGUAAGCGUAAUAAACCCCAGAAACUCCCAAUACAAGAAAGUGGGGGAGCUUCAAAUCACCAACAAGCUCUGACAGCUUCACACUUACUGAGAGCAACUUAUCAGCAGCUUCUCACUGUUCCUGAAUCAAAACCACAAACGGCCCGUAUCUCGACCCUCUUUCUGUAAAUCAUUGGCUCGCAUCGUUACUCCAUCAAAAAAACACCAUCUCGAUCUCCCUCCUGCCCAUGAUGUAAUCCCCCUAUGACGGCAUAGAAUCCCACCUUCGACGUCAACUUGCAAUCAUUGUUUUCCACUUUUCGUACUUAACCUCUCACUCUUCCUCAUCUGAGACCAUUCCACAUUCAAAUAACUCGUCAACAAUAACUCAAUCCCGAACCUCUUCACAUACCAAAAAUCACAGCAAUCAUGCCUGAGGGACGUCAAUCACCAGCUCCUGAGCAGCAGAGCGGUCGCCAGCAGCAGGAUCCUCCUGCCUCUGGCCACGGCAUCAACAAGACUGAUGACAAGGACCCUAAGAGACAGCUUGAGAACCUCUCAUCGAACCCCAAGGGUCUCACCGACGAUAUUGUGGAUGAGAAGUUCUCCAAGACUGAGAAGAAAUAGUCAGUCAAGCCAAAAGAAUAAGCUCGAUGGAACAGUUCUAACAUGGGAAUAGAACAAACGAUACCACGAUGGUUAUGAAUUGAUGGACAAGGGAAUGCAUAGAACUAAUAAACCACGACUGAAAUAGUCGCUUCAUUUAAAUUACUGUCCUCAUCUCCAUUGAACAUGUCUGUGAAUGCAUAAUGCCUAUAAGUUACUUGUGAAUGAAGUAGAGACAUCGUUAGACGUUUUAUGAAUCACAAAAUUGCCACUUUCACAUGUCAUCGUUCUUAA
Molecule: messenger RNA, 977 nt
Organism: Fusarium odoratissimum NRRL 54006
Lineage: Eukaryota; Fungi; Ascomycota; Sordariomycetes; Hypocreales; Nectriaceae
Exons: 2
Coding region: 507-704 (65 amino acids)
Source: RefSeq, a predicted model, not a curated record